Sander lucioperca (pikeperch) is the source of this 2056-nucleotide messenger RNA. RefSeq names its product leucine rich repeat containing 18a (gene lrrc18a). NCBI's taxonomy places the organism in Eukaryota, Metazoa, Chordata, Actinopteri, Perciformes, Percidae. The record is from RefSeq and is a predicted model, not a curated record. The transcript has 2 exons. Bases 1060 to 1932 code for a protein of 290 amino acids. Gene Ontology annotation, molecular function: protein binding.
GCUGUAGGAGCAGUUAUGUGCUUGAGGUGAGCUACACUUUGUAGCAUAAAUAGUGAGUGGAGAUGCGGAGGGUGUAGCACGUUGCCAUCUGUAGGUUGUGAGGAAAUAUAUACUUUUUAAGUAGCACUGUAACUUGUCUAAUUAGCCUCCAUCAGCUAAGUGAGCUAUUUAAAAGAGGAAGUCAUGUUUUUAUUUGUGCAGUAAGUUUUUAAAUGACAUACAGAGGUUAAUGAUUACAGGUUAAAACAAGGAACAACAACUUUCUCUCUUUCAAAUUUAUCUAGCAGAACAGUUCACUGAUUUCCAAGAAAAAAUAAUAAGACUUCCUGCUUAGACAAGUUCAGCUACGACAAAUAGUUUCUCUUUAGUUGUUUUUUCAUUUAGUUAGCGUUAGGUGUUUGUUCAGAGAAUGUUGUAAGGUGAUCCUUUAAUAGGCAUUCACUCAAAUAGAAGUUUCUGUUUUACUGCUGAGUACAAAAUCUGCUCAAUCAAAAUACCUUGUUUCCAAUUAAUCUACCAGAACGUGUUUGGCUAAACAAAACAUCUAUACUGAAUGACAAUGUUGCUGAACAUUUCAUUACAUAUGUUAUUCAUGCAACACCUAUCUUAACUUGUUUAAUCUAAAUUAGCAUUCAACUGCUCCUGAAAUCUCUUUUCCCUCUGUGGCCAGUAACAUGGCAAUAAAGUCCUGGCGCCAAGCACCCAGUUGCUAAGUAACGGUAUUAAACAAGAGCCUUGACUUUAGGUAAGCUAGGGAAAUGUUAUACAAAAGGGGCAUUCCUGAUCUUUCCUCUUGACUUCGCCGCCACAUAGAUAGGAUUACCAGGUAUUAUAAGUAGAACUUCUACAUGCUGACCAAAUUGGAAAUGUAGUUUUUAUAAGUGUUUUAUGUUUGGUUGCUGUGAUAUAACAUUAUGACUUUUUGGUACAAGGGUGAGAGGCUUUGGGUUGAAUGGCCGGUUCACAGGAGCUAAAGCUGUUGGUGUGUUUCUAAAACUGAAGAGAAUCUCAUUACUCGAUUAACGUAAACUAAAGAAAAAAUAAAAUAAAAUAUGUACCAUGCCCAAAGGGAAGGGAGCCAAAGGGACAAAGCUGACCCUCAAGAUAGCCAAAAAGGCAAUACGGAUGACCCCAGAUGGACGGCGCAGACUCACCCUUAGCAACAUGGGUAUAACCAUCUUCCCAAAGUGUCUCCUAAAACUCACCAACCUGGACGAGUUGGACCUCAGCCGAAACCUGAUACAGAAACUCCCAGAUAACAUUGGGAACUUCUCGUCACUGAGAUGGCUGGAUCUACACAGCAACAAGCUGGAGUCUGUGCCCGAGUCCAUCGGCAAUCUGGUGGGACUGACCCACCUCAACCUCUCGAACAACCUCCUAAUCUCUGCAGGUUUACCCUCCACAUUGGGCUUGCUCACCAGCCUGAAGACUCUCUAUCUGGGGAUGAACCAGCUGGACAGCCUGCCUCCCACUAUGAUGGCUCUAGAUAGUCUCCAAGAGUUAGGUCUGUUUGAUAACCUCUUCAUCAAUCCACCAGAGUUUGUGAAAGUCCUACGCAACCUCAUGAAGGUGAACAUGAAACGGAAUCCUCUAUCGUAUGUUCAGGGGGAUGGUGAGGGGAGGCAGAAGGAAAAAACUGAACCAGAGGAAAAUGUGUACCUGGUCCAUGAGAGCAGCCUGUGCAGGACAUGCCUUAAGAGGUGUAAAGAGCAAAGGACAGGGGUUCCUAAAGGAGGAGGAAAAGGAGGAGGAGGAGGAGGAGGAGGAGGAGGAGGAGGAGGAGGAGGAGGUGACGCGUUUGAAGAGAAAAGGAUAAGGACUUAUGAAGGACUGAUAGUGCCAAACUCAGUGGCUACAAUCAAUCAAGAUGUGUGGAGAAUAAGAAAGAUGGAGCACACGAAUGACCAAACAGCAUCGCAAAAGUCAUCUUAAACUUAUUGAACAAAUGUAAUAAAUGUAAUUUUAGGCAACUCUCAAAACUUUAAGAAUAUUUGCAUAUCUUACUACGUCACAACUACAUUUUGAUUUAUUUUCCGUUUCAAUUGAUGAAAUAAAA